Molecule: messenger RNA, 1452 nt
Organism: Botrytis porri
Lineage: Eukaryota; Fungi; Ascomycota; Leotiomycetes; Helotiales; Sclerotiniaceae
Exons: 7
Coding region: 184-1185 (333 amino acids)
Biological process (GO): carbohydrate metabolic process
Cellular component (GO): extracellular region
Molecular function (GO): cellulose binding
Source: RefSeq, a predicted model, not a curated record
UAUCUGGCAUGAGAAUGAUUCGAUCCGCGUACAUGAAUGUAACAAUACUAGAUAAGAGUGUGAUUAUUUGCUGCAGAUGCUGUUUUUACCAAUUCCUACUUGCAUAAAUCUCCAAAAGUCCCCCUCUUUUAACUUGAAUCUCGGAUCACCCUAACCUUUCCAUCACAAUUUGUCUUGCCCAUCAUGAAAUCCUUCGUUUCUUUGCUAGGACUUUCAUUCCUUACGUGCCAUGCCUCAGCUCAUUACAUCUUCCAGUCACUUACCUACAAGAACAUCCAAUAUCCACCCUAUGGAUACAUUCGAAUGAACAAUAAUUACAAUAGUCCUGUCACAGAUCUCGCUAGCAAUGAUCUACGAUGCAAUUCCGGAGGCGAGACAAGUAAUGGAGCGCAAACUCUUACAGUCAAAGCUGGCGAUUCUUUCUCUUUCACUGCAGACAUACAGGUUUAUCAUCAGGGUCCUUUGUCUAUAUAUAUGGCAAAAGCACCAACGACUGCAGCAGCCUUUGAUGGGUCCGGCCAAGUUUGGUUCAAGAUUUUAGAUAUUGGUCCUGCCUUUACAAAUCAAGUCGCAACUUGGAAUCUUUACCAAACAUAUACCUAUACUAUUCCGCCAAAUCUUCCCAACGGCGAUUAUCUUCUUCGUAUUCAACAACUUGCUAUUCAUAAUCCUUAUCCAGGAGGAAUUCCUCAAUUCUACAUUGAAUGCGCCCAAAUAACCGUGACAAACGGAGGUACCGGAACUCCCGGUCCUCUAGUAUCUAUCCCAGGAGCCUUCGCCGUCACAGACCCCGGCUACACAGCAAAUAUCUACUCAAAUUUCUUCAACUACACUGUUCCCGGCCCCGCCGUCUGGGCUUCUCAAGGGGGGGCCUCGGUUUAUGCUGGAAUCUCGAAUGGUAAUAAUGCGGCGACUACGUUGGCUAGUAUGCCGGCUGGAACGGGGACGGCUACUACUGCUACCGCGUCUGUAACUGCUACGACGACUGGGACUUUAAUCACAACGAUCAAGACUGCAACUCUUACUACCACGACGAAGACUGCGACGAGCGCGACGGCUACGGUGACGGGGGCGCUGGUGCAGAAGUUUGGACAGUGUGGAGGUCAAGGAUGGACUGGAGGAACGGUUUGUGCUGCGGGUAGUACGUGUACGGCUAGUAGUGUUUACUAUAGUCAGUGUUUGUGAGUGGUGUAGGGGGAUGAUGAAAGGGGGUGAAAGGGGAUAGUGGAAUGCUAUGUGGAUUGGAUUGGACUGAUAUAAUAUGAGAUUAGUGUUCAUGUGAGGUAGAGAGAAGCCGGAUUUUGGGGAAGUUUGUUAUUUUGUAUAUGAAUGAUGAUGUUGUGGGGAUGCAAAAGGUUUUACGAAUUGCAUUCAAUUGCUGGGGAGUUAUUACAAUAAUCUCGCACGUUGAACGUGUGGAUGAGGUUUCACUAUAAUUCAAUGGAUAGAGGA